AUGGCUUCUUCUUCUUCUUUUUCUCCUCUUUUUCUGCCAAUUUCUCCUCAACAAAAGCAUGAGGUUCAAAAAAAAUAUAAUGUGUUUCUCAGUUUCAGAGGUGAAGACACCCGCAAUAAAUUUUUCAGCCAUCUUGAUUCUGCUUUAUCUGCAAAGUACAUCUCAACUUUCAUGGAUGAUCAUGAACUUCAGAAAAGAAAUGAGCAGAGUGUUGUCAUUCCAAUCUUUUAUGAGAUAGACCCAUCGGACGUGCGAAAACAGAAGGGGAGUUAUAAAGUUGCAUUUGUUGAACUUGAAGAACGUUUUAAAGAUGGAAUGGAGAAGGUGCGUCAAUGGAGGGCUGCACUGAUAGAAGCGUCUAAUCUAAGUGGAUUGAAUUCGAUGACUUUCAGGGGUGAGAGUAUUGGAAAGACUCCCCUUGCCAAAGCUGUAUUUCAAAAAUUAUCAAAUUCUCAAUUAUUUGAAGGUUGCUAUUUCCUUGAAGAUGUUAGAGAAACAAUUAAAGUACCUGGAGGAUUAGAUCAUCUGAGAAAGAAUCUUAUAUCUUGUUUAUUGAAUGACAAAACUAUUCAAAAGAUGGAUACCCCACUUGAAGCUUUACCUUCUAUUAUUUUUCAGAGACUUCGACGUAAAAAGGUACUUAUUGUUUUGGAUGAUGUGGAUAGCUCAAUCCAAUUAAAUGUUUUAGUUGAAGGAUGUUGUGAACUUGCUCCUGGAUGUAGAAUCAUUGUUACAACUAGAGAUAAGCAAGUGCUUAGGACAGCAGCCGAUAGUAUUUACCAGGUUAAGAGCUUAAAUGUCAUUGAAUCUCUUGAGCUCUUCCGAUUGCAUGCAUUUCGUGAAAACUCUCCAACCAUUGAUGAUGAAAUGGUUUUAGAGGUAAUAAGAUAUGCUAAUGGGAACCCACUAGCUUUUAAGGUCUUGGGCUCUUUCCUUUGCUGUAGAAGUCAAAUAGAUUGGGAAAGUGCACUGAAGAAGCUGAAAAGGGUUCAAGAUUCAGAAAUUGAAAAAGUGUUGAAAGUUAGUUACGACGGGUUAGAUAAAGGGACCAAGGAAAUAUUUCUUGACACUGCUUGCUUAUUUAAUUCCUUUUUUACAAGAGGCCAUGUAGAAAGAAUAUUAGGUGGCGGUAAUUCCACUAUGGAAAUAGAACUAAGUGUCCUCAUUGAGAAGUGUUUAAUUGAAAAUGGUGAAAGUGACAAGCUAUGGAUGCAUGAUUUGCUACGUCAAAUGGGUCGGGCAAUUGUAUGUGAUGAAGAUAAAGAACCUGGUAAUCGCAGUAGGUUGUGCAAUGCUGUGGAAGUUUGUGAUGUAUUGGAAAAUUGUACAUUACGGUUUUUACAAUGGGACUUAUACCCAUCAAAAUCGUUGCCGUCAAAAUUUAUUCCUGAGAAUCUUGUUGAACUUGUACUUCAUGGCAGCCAUGUUGAAAAGCUUUGGAAUAGUCACAAAGUUAUGUCUCUUCCGGUGUUAAAAAGGAUGGAUCUUAGUUAUUCUGAGUUCCUUACUCAACUACUAUAUUUGACACAGGCUCCUAAUCUGGAAAGGAUAAAUCUUGAAGGCUGUACAAGCUUGGUUCAGGUUUGUUCAUGUCUUCAAAAUCUUGACAAGCUUACUUAUCUAAAUUUGAAUGGCUGCUUUAAACUCAGAGAUGUUAAAGAGAUGUUCAAGAGAACAGAAGGAUUAUCUAAAAGUUGGAUCCAAAAUUUUACGAGCAAUUUAUGUCUCUACUCAUCUCAGGCUCACAUUUCUCAAAAGUUUGCACCCAAUUUAAGAUAUUUAGGUUUGAAUAAGACGGCAAUAGAAACUGUGCCCCCAUCAAUUGGGUCGAGUCUUGUUGAAUUAGAUUUGAAGUUUUGUAAAAGACAUAAAAGUCUUCCAACAAGCAUUUGUCAUUUGAAAUCUAUUGAAUCAUUACGUCUAUGUGGUUGUAAGAAACUGAAAGGGUUUCCAGAAAUCUUGGAGCCUAUGGUACGGUUAAUAACACUUUAUCUAAGUCUGAGUGGGAUUAGAGAGUUGCCAGAGUCGAUUGAAAAUCUAGUUUCCCUUGAAGUUGUACUUAUGGAUGAAUGCAAGGACCUUGAGUUUCUUCCCAAUGGUCUAUGUAAAUUAAGGAACCUUAGGCUGAUAUCGCUCUUCAACUGUUCAAAAAUUGAAAAAUUGCCUCCCAUUCCACCAUCUUUGAACACCUUGUGCGUGGAUUAUUGUCAGAGAUUGAAAUCUUUGCAGAGGUUCCAUCUCAAUAUUUAA
Messenger RNA from Ziziphus jujuba (common jujube), 2250 nucleotides. RefSeq names its product TMV resistance protein N-like. Gene Ontology annotation, biological process: defense response; signal transduction. The coding region runs from base 1 to 2250 and encodes 749 amino acids. The transcript is spliced from 6 exons. NCBI's taxonomy places the organism in Eukaryota, Viridiplantae, Streptophyta, Magnoliopsida, Rosales, Rhamnaceae. The record is from RefSeq and is a predicted model, not a curated record. Gene Ontology annotation, molecular function: ADP binding.